This is a messenger RNA of Eremomyces bilateralis CBS 781.70, 909 nucleotides long. RefSeq lists its product as uncharacterized. The record is from RefSeq and is a predicted model, not a curated record. Bases 1 to 909 code for a protein of 302 amino acids. The transcript is spliced from 2 exons. NCBI's taxonomy places the organism in Eukaryota, Fungi, Ascomycota, Dothideomycetes, Eremomycetales, Eremomycetaceae.
AUGGACCCAGAUGUUGACGAUACCAUAACGCGAAGUCUUGAAGACUGUCCGAAUGGGUAUCCGAGACUGGCAGCGUUCCUUGCUUCAGAGCCAAACUUCUCCCUGUAUCGUGGCUUCGGGUAUCUGCACGCGCGCGUGCUUCUCGAGCUUCAGUCGGAAAUCGUUGCAUUGGAGCAGGAGCUCGAUGACAUCGAUGAAAUCCAUUCCGAGACUGACGGCUCUAAUAGGCGUCUGAUAUCACGGGGUGCGGAUGUUGCGGCUGCUGAUCGAGAGAAAGAGGAGCGUACUCGACAGGACAUCCUGAGGGACAUCCGCACCAAAUUAGUAGAAUAUGACGAUAUGAUGAUCAAAUCUCGCGAGCUGACUUCAUUUCAAAUCCCGUCUCAAAGAAAUUAUAGAAGCGUUCGGGCGUGGAUUUAUAACCUCCAGCCACUGGUUGAACGAGAGCAGGAAUUCAUCAAGCGGAAAGAAGACAUUAUCACGACUCGCCAAGGUCGUGAGUGGUCCGGUUUCGAUGGGUACGUGGAGUCAAUGAUUCGACGACUGAACUGCAAAUUGAUUCGGCAUAUAUUCUGCACCCGGGAGCUACGAGAGAAGACGAAUGACAAACAUGUCAACUACUACUCCGCAUCCCGCGUGGAAAAGUUCGUUGGCAUCAUUAUCACCGUCAUAAUUCUCAUUCUGUUGGUCCUUCCAGUCGUAGCGCUGUAUCAAAUGACUUCGAUGCGAAAGAAGUCAUCCACAAUCGAUGCUGUGGGCGUUCUGAUUGUCUUCACUCUUCUUUUCUCGGCGGCGAUGUCUUUGCUCACGAAGGCGCGUCGUCAUGAGCUGUUUGCUGCUUCUGCGGCAUAUUGCGCAGUGUUAGUGGUAUUUAUCAGUAAUUUUGGAAAUGAUGGCCCUCAGCGUUGA